GCUGAACUGUAUUCAGUCGCUGUUGUGGCUGGGAGGCAGCAGAGUCAGGCAGUAUCUUUGGUUGACCGUGAUCCAGCCAAAGGUAAAGCAGCAGUCUUUUAAACUGACCGACAAAGCGAAAAGAAGCUACUGACGUGUCUGGCCAAACUCCGACUUUGCACGACACCUUUCAUCCUCCAGAUACUGCAGACAGAAAGUACCAGAAGAGUGAGCCGGGACAGGACGCUGGGUGAAGUGUGACAGGAUGUUCAGCCAGUUGUUUAUCUCUUUCUAAAUGAAUAGAAGAGGCAGGUUGUGAUAAUGCGCUGCCUGGCUGCUCGGGUGAACUACAAGACCCUCAUCGUUAUCUGCGCCCUCUUCACACUCAUCACUGUGUUGCUGUGGAACCGCUGCUCUAGUGACACCUCCAUACGCUUCCUGCCCCGUGCUGCACCGGUGGCCACGAGUUCUCAGAUCGGCGAUGCUAGCAUCAGCAGCCAGCAGCAUCCCCCGCAACCUCCCGAGCCCCCGCCUGUUGUCGGAGUUGUCGGGGGGAUCAAGUAUGAAGAAAUUGACUGCUUAAUCAAUGAUGAAUCGACUGUCAAAGGCCGGCGAGAGGGGGGAGAAGUCUACCUGCCCUUCUCUUGGGUGGAAAAGUACUUUGAAGUGUACGGCAAAAUAGUGCAGUACGAUGGCUACGAUCGUUUUGAGUUUCAGCACAGCUAUUCAAAGGUUUACGCCCAGCGAGAACCCUACCACCCCAAUGGAGUCUUCAUGUCGUUUGAGGGAUACAACGUGGAGGUCCGUGACCGGGUCAAGUGUAUCAGCGGAGUGGAAGGCGUGCCUCUGUCCACUCAGUGGGGCCCUCAGGGCUACUUUUACGCCAUCCAGAUUUCCCAGUACGGUUUGAGCCAUUACAGCAAAAACCUGACCGAGCGCGCUCCCCACGUUGAUGUCUAUGACACGGCCGAGGAGAGGGACAGCCGAGCCAACGCCGCGACCUGGAGUGUACCGAAAGGUUGCGGGCUCAGCCGCGUCUAUGACAAGACCAGGGCUACCUUCGUGCGGCAGUUCAGCGCUCCAGACUCCUCCGAAGGCGUGUCCCUCCAGAUGGGCAACUCCAAAGACUUCAUCCUCAGCUUGGACCUCAAGUUUAUCUCCAACGGCAGCGUGUCUGUAAUCCUUGAAACCACAGAGAAGGGCCCUCCCUUCACAAUCCACUACGUGACCAGCACACAGCUCAUCGCCUUCAGAGAGCGUGACAUCACCUACGGGAUUGGACCGCGAACCGCUUGGAGCACUCUGACCCGGGAUCUGCUCACCGACCUCAGGAAGGGCGUCGGGCUGUCCAACACAAAGGCUGUUAAGGCCACAAAGAUUAUGCCCAGACGUGUGGUGCGAUUAGUCCUGCAUGGGCGUGGAUUUGUUGACAACAUCACCAUCUCCACCACUGCGCACAUGGCCGCCUUCUUUGCCGCCAGCGACUGGCUGCUGCGCAACCAGGACGAGCGAGGCGGAUGGCCUAUCAUGGUCACCCGUAAACUAGGCGAAGGCUUCAGACCUCUGGAGCCCGGCUGGUACUCGGCCAUGGCUCAGGGCCAGGCCAUGUCCACCCUUGUGAGAGCCUACCUCCUCACCAAGGACCAGGCGUACCUCAACGCUGCCCUGAAGGCAGUAGGACCUUAUAAGGUGCCUUCAGCACAGCAUGGGGUCAAAGCUGUGUUCAUGAACAAGUAUGACUGGUAUGAAGAAUACCCCACCACACCCAGCUCCUUUGUGCUCAACGGCUUCAUCUACUCCCUGCUGGGGCUCUACGACUUGACUGAGACAGCUGGAGAGAAGCUCGGCAGGGAGGCAGGGCAGCUGUUCAGCCGCGGCAUGGAGUCGCUGAAGGCCAUGCUGCCGCUCUUUGACACCGGGUCUGGGAGCAUUUAUGACCUGCGUCACUUCAUGUUGGGCACUGCGCCCAACUUGGCUCGCUGGGACUAUCACACCACACACAUUAAUCAGCUACAGCUGCUGGCAUCCAUAGACAACUCCCCCAUCUUCAAGGAUGUGGUCAAGCGCUGGAAAACCUACUUAAAGGGGAUUCGUGCCAAGCACAAUUAGACUAAACUCCAACCCACACACUAUAAAGGCUGAGAUGAGAAGAAGAUCGAUAUAUUCUGUGCGACUGAAGGAAUGAAUGAGCGGCCUAUGCUCGCGUGCACGUCCUCGAUCUGGUUGAAGUCCAAAAUCUGAAGUAUGAGUUUAAUCAGCUGAAGCUCUCAAUACUCUCUCGUGUGCUCUGUUGCAGGUUUUUUAAUUUCUGCAACAUCCACUGUAGCUCUCCUCUCUCUGUUUCUUUUCUUUUCCUUCACCUCUUGAGUUAGUGUUUGUAGUUAUGCACAAACCUCAUUUCAAAGUGAGAGUGUCUGCAUUCAGGAAGAAAGUGUGUAUGUGUUCGUGCGUGUGUGUGUGCGUUUUUAAAAAGAAUAUAUGACAUUGGUGAAAGAUUAAAAACUCUGUGAAUCACAUUUCAGACAUUCUUCGAUGCAUCCAGCACAUUUUUCUUCUGCAAUUGUAUUUUUUUUAACGUCAUUUCAGAUUAAAGUUUAUUAAAACAAACUGUAUAUAACAGAAUAUAUUAUAAAUUAUUUGAAGGAGAACGUUGCCAAAAAACAAAAAAGCGCAUCUUUUCAAUAUAUAAGAAGCAUUCGAAUAUUUCACCACAACAACAUUUUUAAUGCAAACCCUUCAAUACUAAACAGUUUUAAAUUACAACGCAGGACUUUUUUUUUAAGUGUCUCACAUUUAAUGUUUGGUUAGAGAUGUUUAUUAGAGAAUUCAUCCCUUUGUGGAAAUGCUAGAAAAUCAAACGUUUUAUGAUUCUGUCUAAACACAGAUUAAUGUUAGCCAAUAAUUAUAGUAUUAUGUCUUUAGUAGAUUUAUCUUUUCCCCUCUAAAGUAAAUGUGAGGCUUCUGUUAAGCUGCUUGAAAGCUGCUCUGAGUAAUAAUCGAGCUCGUUCUCAGUAGCAAUGUGAUUGUUCCUGUGGUAUUCACUGAGAUAAAUCAAUGCAGCCCUGCAAUAAUGCUUAAAAAUGAGGAAGUUAUCAUAAUUAGCUGUAGCUUCUGUAAUGUUGCUACCUGUAUCCGAUGGUCAGGCAGUGAUACCACCGUGUAACCGUUUUUGUUCAAGGUUGCAACUUCACAUAUGAUUAACUUUGAGUUCAGCGUGUUUAUUAACACAUGUGUGUCCCAUGUGAGAAAUCCCAGCUGGCUGAAUUUAAGACCAGGAUAAAUGCUCGCUUCUUUUCAGCUGCACAAUCUAAAGUUUUGUUUCAAAAGGAAAAACUGUGUUUCCUACUUACACGCGUGAUCGCAGGCCUGAACGAGGCUAAACAUUUAAUACUAGAUUAACCAAGAGGCAUCAGUUAAAAGGUGAUACUAAUGUGAAACUUUAAAUGCCAAACUCCAGCUCCCCACGUCAUUGUUAUAAUUUCAGAUCUGUGUUUUUUGCUUGGUGUGAAUAUCAGCACCGUCAGUCGUAGCCACAUUUUAAUUCAUUCUUGUGCCCACCCCCCUCGUUCCCCUCCUCCUUUUUGACCUUUUCAGCUCGUUGUUUACUCGGGAACUCGUCUGAAAAGCCUUUCUUCUGUAACUCAUACUUGGAACAUGAUAAUUGCAGGAUACAAGCGUAGGUGGUGUAGAUGUCUCUGUUGUGUAUUGGAGGAGAUGAACGUGGGCAGCAGAAGCACAGCUGCAUCUCACUACAAUGUUAAUUCACACCAUUUAAAUAGACAAUGCCAGGAAGUACUAAAGCUGGAGGUAAAUUCCUGACGAGCAUGCAAAGGCUCGGUCCCAGCAGGCUCUCGUUGCUCCUCUCAGCCGCUGCGAGUGCAUGAACUCGGCGCUUUUAAUCUGAGCGCUGCCCUGUUGACCGCCGAGCGCAGAGAAAGAGGCCUGCCUGUGCUCUAACAAUUCACCCGGCUAAUAGGCUGGAGAGCCUGUUCACGGUACAGUCGCUGCUCACGGAUGAGUCAGCGUUCACCGGCGUCGUACUCACAAACAACACAAAGCGGAGCCCUCAGCAGCAAUGAGGCUUUCAUUGAUCCAGCUUUGAAGAUUUAAAGAAGCUGCAGAUUGGUUUCUUCUGAAUCCUGUUUAAAAAUAUAUAUAUAUAUAACGCCAGUUUUUUGAGACAAAAAUCGUUUUCCCACAAAGCCAGCGUUUCAGGUUGUUUGAGUUUGCACUGGCAGGACAAAAAUACAUCCAAGUUCCCUUUUUCCAAACUGAUUAACAAAUCCUGACUUCAGUAGAAAAGCAGAACACAAUAAUGCACAUUUUUAAACAUCAAGUUUAAUCACAAAAAAACGUUUGGUUCUCAAAAUAAUGGUUCUAAUGUGUAAGCAUGUCUCUAAUCUAUUUGUUAUAUAACCCUGCUUUGUCAUUUAUUGUUUUUGUACUCUUGUUUUAUAAUUGAAAAAUUACAACUGUGUCCAAUAAAGAGGAAACCUUAUAACUUUUAACAUUUAUUUUCCAUCAAUCUUUUUUUUUUAAUGAUGAUUAUAUUCAUUUUUAUUCAUUUUUCUCCUUUAUAGGUUGUGGGAAUGUUUAUACCAUAAAAGAUGUUUGAGAUCUUUGGGUAAUCUGUUAGGGUUUUUCUUUUUGUUGUUGUUUUUGCUGAUUCUAGUUUUCUUUACUUCCUGUUGGCUUUUUCUUCCUGUAAACACUUGCAUAAUUUAUACACGACGAGCAGAAAUAUGUCCGUUGAGGGCGGGGGUGGGGAGGGGGGGUAACGUUCAGGAGUAGAAGUCUUUGUGUGAGAAUAACGAGCUCCAUGUUGUUUAUACCAAAGUCAUUGAUUCGAGGUGUAUUUGUAUAUUUUUGUGCAAAAGCCGACUUCCAUUCAGCAUUUUAAUGAUGUAAAGUCUCCUUGGAGAUGUCAUGGAGAGACACUGCCUUUUGAGAAAUGCUACUUUUUCAGAUGUAGGUUGAGUAGAUAUGUAAAUGCUUAUUGUAAAAGGGGUUGUGUGCAACUAGAGAUUAGUGUUUAGUAAGCUACUGUUUAAAGGGAAAUGAGCCAAUAGCUGCAGGUUCUCCUUGAGUUUUUUUUAUUUUAUUUAAUUUUAUUUCUUUUUUUCCUCUGCAGAGGAAUAAGAGUUUUUCUAGUUAGACAAAAGCACAACUGUCGAUUAUCGUCACAUGAGUUUAGUUGUAUUUCUCUUUUAUGGAUUACUUUUUUCCUUUUCAGGACAAUGUGCAACGCCUUCAUUAAGAAAGCUGCUAUUGUUAUUCACUGUGUAACAGGUAUGAGAGCUUCUUUCUCCUCAUUUCAGUGGUACCCUCUCCUCUGUCUCUACACUCCUUGUUUCAACACGUCAGCAAAUGGCCACUGAGGUCAAAUGUGAUUUAUGCAAUAAAAUGUUUACUGGGGUCGUGACACUACGAGAGACCCAGAGUUGUUGUACAGACUUUGCAACCGAAGCACAAUGUGCAAAUGCUACCAUUUUUUUAGUCCAAUGAAGAGAGGUGUUUAUAUACAGAGUAAAUCUUUGUGCUUUAAGGUUUUGCUUUUUAAAGAUGUAAAAAAAAAAAAAAAAAAAA
Maylandia zebra (zebra mbuna) is the source of this 5565-nucleotide messenger RNA. RefSeq names its product glucuronic acid epimerase b (gene glceb). The record is from RefSeq and is a predicted model, not a curated record. Gene Ontology annotation, biological process: heparan sulfate proteoglycan biosynthetic process. Gene Ontology annotation, cellular component: Golgi apparatus. Gene Ontology annotation, molecular function: heparosan-N-sulfate-glucuronate 5-epimerase activity. NCBI's taxonomy places the organism in Eukaryota, Metazoa, Chordata, Actinopteri, Cichliformes, Cichlidae.